AUGAGAUUCUACUCUGCUCUUUUUAUCGGCUCGGCCAUGGCCCUCCCCGGCUCUGUGCCGUCGGUUCCUGAGUCAAAGCCCAUGCCUGACAUCGCGCGCAUCAUGUCUGUCCCUCAAGAUAGCUUCGAGAGCUUCAAGGUCGGUGGCCUGAAAAGAGAAAAUGCUACCUUGCACUCCAACGUUGCCCGCGACGAUGCACCCAAGUGGGAGUGCAGCAAGAGUCCCAUCCUGACAUGGGGAGACCAUGACGACGGUGGCCGUGGUGUCACCAUUACCAACGCCGGCGACGACUGGCGUGGCUUCUACAUCUACCACAACAGCUGCGACCAGGUCCCUUGGAAGUACAUCUGGAUCGAGAAGGGCAAGACGCAGUUCGUGUCGUUUCCUGAGCGCUUCGAGGGUCGCAUUCAGCGCGGUGUUGAUCAGUACAUGCUCAACGGUCAGGCUCAGCCUCUCGGCUCGUGGCUCGAGAUCAGCUGGGACAAGUACAAUGUAGGAUGGGCCGAUGUCUCGCUGAUCCGCGGCUGCGAUGGCGCUGCUCUGACGUGGUCGCUGGACGGCAUCGACAAGUGGAAGGGUUUCACGCAGUGGAUUCUGGAUGGCGCCCCGACUGGUGCCUACGACAAGAAGAAUGACGGCCAGUGGGUGAUUAAGGCGACCGAGGGUGUGAAUGCCGUUGUCAACACGAUUCCCCGCGAUUGGGUCAUGGAAAGGGUUGGCGCGCAGUACGUCUAUGUUGAUGAUGACCACGGUGGUCCCGUCAUCUCAUCCAACAAUGCCAGAUUUGGAAGCUACUGGCCUGAGGGUCGUGCUUAG
Akanthomyces muscarius is the source of this 816-nucleotide messenger RNA. RefSeq lists its product as uncharacterized. Bases 1 to 816 code for a protein of 271 amino acids. The transcript has a single exon. NCBI's taxonomy places the organism in Eukaryota, Fungi, Ascomycota, Sordariomycetes, Hypocreales, Cordycipitaceae. The record is from RefSeq and is a predicted model, not a curated record.